Molecule: messenger RNA, 1977 nt
Organism: Fusarium pseudograminearum CS3096
Lineage: Eukaryota; Fungi; Ascomycota; Sordariomycetes; Hypocreales; Nectriaceae
Exons: 9
Coding region: 1-1977 (658 amino acids)
Molecular function (GO): ATP binding; ATP-dependent protein folding chaperone
Source: RefSeq, a predicted model, not a curated record
AUGGCGCCCAAGACUGAAGGCCCCCCGACCUUGGUCAUAGCCAUCGAUUUUGGUACUACAUACUCGGGUAUCGCUUGGAAGUUUGGCGACAGAGAGCUGGAGUCGAUCCAGACUGUCACAGACUGGACCACCGUCAGAAACUACCGUAUCGACGCCCCCAAAGCGCCCUCGGCCAUUUUCUAUGGCGAUAACGUCAACAGAGAUCUCACAUGGGGAUACAUGACACCCUUCGGAGACGGCAUCCUGCGCUGGUUCAAACUCCUGCUAGUCAACGACAGAGAUCUCCCCGAAAAUGUGCGAGAUUGCGAACAUCUAAAAAGCGCUCGAGACCUGAUGCACAAGCUCAACAAGACGCCCGUGCAAGUCUUUAGUGACUAUCUUCGAAAUCUCUGGGAGUACAGUCGUGAGCGAAUCGAGGCCGCGGAGGAGAAGGGAUGGACGAACAUCUACCGAAUCCAUUUUGUUGUCACUUUGCCUGCAAUUUGGCCUCAUUAUGUUCGGUCGCGAAUGCUCGAGGCCAUGAAGAUCGCUGGUCUGUUUGAAGUGACGCUGGAGGGAAAAACGACAUAUGGCUUUAUUUCUGAGCCCGAGGCAGCUGCCUUGACAUGCCUCCGAGAAAACAUGGGCCGAUGCACUCUCGAGGUCGGCGAUCAGUUUGUUGUCUGCGAUGCAGGCGGCGGCACUGUUGACAUUAUCACCUACAAGAUUGAGAAGCUUACCCCCUUCGUAGUCAGCGAAAGUGUCAAAGGCGAUGGCGGCCUUUGCGGUGGCAUCUUUCUCGACCAAAAGUUUCUCGGGCUGCUCAGACGAAAAUUCCCCAAAGACAUCACAAGAAUGCUUGCAAGAGAGGCUGCCCAGAGGAUUGUGAAGGAUGAUUGGGAGUCUGGUAUCAAGACUGCGAUUUGCAAAGAAAGCGACAAAUACGAGAUAAAUCUCGUCUACAAGGGACCAGUUGACCCCCAAUUCUUCCCCUCUUCGUUUGCGCUUCAGGCAGACGAGAUCCGCGAACAGGUGUACAAACCCGUGAUCGAAGAGAUCAAAGAACUGAUCAUAACUCAAAUCAGACAGGUCGAAGAAGGAUACCAGAAGCCACCCAAGUUUGUGUUCCUAGUCGGAGGCUUUGGGAGGUCCAAGUACCUGUAUCAAUGCCUCGAUGAGACCUUUGGAAAGAAAACACACAUCAUUCAAAAGAGAGGGGCUGACCCGUGGUCUGCUGUACUUCGUGGUGCAGUUCUCCAUGGACUAUCACGCACCGGACUCGCUGAUUCAAUCACUGCUGUUGUCGACUCUCGAAUCUCGAGACACAACUACGGCACUGUCUUCAACGACUGUCCAUUUGACUUUAAGAAGCAUGACAUACGAGAUCGCGAAUAUUGUCCUUACGACAAGAACUGGAUUGCAGUCGAUCAAACUGAGUGGUACAUUGGAAUUGGCGAUGCAGUAUCUACGUACAAACCAGCUUCUUUCUCUUGCUACCAGGCCCUCACAAACCCCGACCAGGGCCUCCAGAUAGAGAUUGUAAUCUCCGACUCUGCCGAGCCUCCAGCCCGAAGGGACGAGUCGGUCAAGAGGCUUUGCCUCAUCAAGGUCCCCUUGCCUUCCAAGGUAUGGGGGAAACUGCGAAAAGAGAUCAACGAAGAUGGCAAGGCCUUUCGUCGCAUCAACUAUGACCUUCGCAUGAUCAGUGACGGAUCCUCCCUUGAAUUCGCCAUCUGGUUCAAGGAACAAUGUCUCGCAUCACAAUACGUCGAGUUUGAAUCCACACAGAUGCAAAAGGAAGAAGCGACUGAUGGCGGCGGCGAGGCUGAUGCUGAGAUGAUGGAGCCCGAGGAAUCGGUUAGCGUCAUCGAAGUAGAGGAUGAUACCGACGAUGAGUACAUGGAUUGUCCAGACCGUGAAGAUGAAAGUACCGUGGGAGAUCGUUCCACCGUCCGCGGAAGGCAUGACAGCCUGGAUGAUGAUUUUCUUAGUGAAUGA